GUGCUGUCGAAGCUAAGCUCCGAAGCUUGGACAGUCUUUUUCCAUUUCAGUUUCGUUACCAUGGUACAGAGACGCUAACCAAUGUUAUACUACACCCGCGCACACAAUACAAAUACUUCCCGCGAAUUGUUUUCUGUUUUAAAAGCAAGUUAGAAGAAGAGAGAAAUAACAUCAGAAAUGUCGCUCUCUCUUUCUAAACCCUCUUUGUCUUGUAGGAAGGAUAGCAAAAGGAGGGAUGGUUGUCACGUAAGGGGCUCCAUUCGUGGGGACGGCACUGUCGUAUGCUUCGAAAAGGCCGAUUAAUACGCAUACGCGUUUCAAAGGAAAAGGUAAAAAAGAAAUAGAAAGAUACUUUGUGAUUGAGAAAAAAAAAUUCUGAAAAAUAAAUAAAAAACAAGAUGAUGAUCAUAAUAAAUCAGGUUUUUCUUCGUGAAAUUUGUUAUGUGUCGUUUAACUUGCCGUAAAAAGAUCGGUGACGGACAAUGGCGUAGAGACAAUUCUCGUGUUUUGUGCUAUCAGCUGAUGGACUUGAUGGACCCUUGUAUACUUAUCAAAACAGAAGACAUCAUAGCAGUAAAUCCCGUCUCUUGUUGCAAAAUGUCAUGUUACGAUGCGUGAUAUUGUGUGCAUUAUAAUAAACUAACUCGAAGCUGAAAGUUUUUUUCCGACUUAACAUCGACUCCAUUAUUCACUGUCAUUGAGCAUAGUGUUUUCAUCUGAUUAACUUAUUUUACGAGUUUGGUGCAAAAAAAUUUAAAUAUAUAUACUUUAUUCGAUUUUGUAUGUGAGACGCACUUUGACGUAUAUGAUCAUAUCAUGUUAUAUUUUGACGUAUAAAAUUAGCUAUUUGCUAUUGUAUUAACAACAAAAUGAAAUAUGUUAAUGUUAUUAAUCCGAAUUUUAUUCUUAUUGGAUGAAAUAUAUUUUAAUAUAUUAUUUUUUUGUGUUUUUACAAAAUUUAAUAAUUAAUACAUUUUAACUUGAGAUCUUUAUUAAAUUUUUAAUAAUGGGGGCAGCUGUAAGCAGUGGACAAAACAAUGAUGAAUUAGUUAAUAAUUUAAUGAAAUCUGGAUAUAUAAGAACAAGAAAAGUAGAACAAGUUUUUAGAGCUGUUGAUAGAGCAGAUUAUGUUUUACCAUCUCACAGAGAUAGAGCUUAUAAUGAUCUUGCCUGGAAACAUGGCAACAUUCAUUUAUCCGCACCAUGCAUAUAUAGUGAGGUGAUGGAAAGUCUUUCAUUGGAACCAGGAUUGAGCUUUUUAAAUCUUGGGUCUGGAACUGGUUAUCUCAGUACAAUGGCAGGACUCAUAUUGAACCAACAUGGAACAAAUCAUGGCAUUGAGUUGCAUGAAGAUUGUUUAGAAUAUGCGUACGAGCGACUCGAAGAAUUUAAACAGAAGUCAUUAGCACUGGAUGAAUUUGACUUUUGUGAACCAGUUUUUAUACAAGGGAAUUGUCUGAAUGUUGCACCUGGUAGACAAUAUGACAGAGUAUAUUGUGGUGCAGCAUGUCCUGAAAAUUAUGAAGGAUUUAUUAAACAAUUUGUAUGUAUUGGAGGUAUUCUCGUGAUGCCAUUCAAAGAUCAUUUGCUACGUGUACUUAGAAUAGACGAGGAUACUUGGUUACACUUUAAAAUGCUUCCUGUAUCAUUUGCAACGUUGGUUGUACCUACUACAACCGAGCAAACUUUAUUUCAUUUACCUGAAUGUGUGCCGUUAUCUUUACAAGAACUAUGCAGAGGUAAAAUUAGACGUUGUUUGCGAUUAAAUGUAUGGAAAGAGCACGAGGAUCUGGAAACGGAAAAAGUAAUACUAUUGGAACAACGAAGAUUUAAUUCUCCCCAGCAAACAUUAACAAGAUUUGUAAUUCCUGUGUUGGGAGAAUCCGAUGGAUCUGUGUCGGAUGAAUCAGCGUCCGACGAAGAUGACGAAUUUACAAGAAGGGUGUGCGUAUUGCUUAGCGUAGAUGCUGAUCCUAGAGAUUUGUAUACAACUUCUCAAGUACGGGCUGUCGUAUUGUGCAAUAUGAACGAGAAUCAAAAUUGGCAAGUAGUGAACAACAACGGUAACGUUGAUUGGUACAAUCAGAAUUCUGAAAAUUCUGCGAACAGUAACAAAUCUGUUUCACGGACAGAAGAGGGUAACGACGAGCAAACUACUUCGAAUUCGACGGAAGAAAAAUCUCAAAAUAAAUCUGAACUGCAAAAUUUUACCAACGUGAGCGAGACUUAUUUGAAUUUACUCAAGCAUACCGAAACGUUGUUAAAUAUAAGCGAAAGUGAUAGCGAAACGGAACAGGAUGAGACUCUUCCUGUUCAGCGUAAAAAAAUGGCGAAACGAGAGAAAACGGAUAGCGGUAUCGUAGAGGAUGUAAAUUUGAGCAACGAGGACAGUAGCCCUAGAUCGAACACCAGUCAAUCGGAUUCAAAACCUGUUGAAUCUCCGGAUACCACGAACGCAAUGGACGUGGAUCCGUCCGACGUUUCCCGUGAUCAAGAAGUAAUAAUCGCUCGUUAUGUGAAUAGCAAUGCCUUUUCUACUUAUAUGAAAGAGAAAAUACAAGAGUUACCAUUGCCUUUUUCAUCAAAAUUGUACCUAAAUUAUAAUCGUAAGCUGUAAUAUAAGUAAAUUACAUACGCGAGUCAUAAUACUCUAAUUUAAAUAAAUAAAUGAAUAAAUAAAAUAUAUGUAUAUUUACACGCGCGUGCGUGCACGCAUACAAACUUAAUAUUAUGUAAUAAUUUACAUGCAAUAAUUACUGACGUUAUUUUAUUUUA
Molecule: messenger RNA, 2775 nt
Organism: Apis cerana (Asiatic honeybee)
Lineage: Eukaryota; Metazoa; Arthropoda; Insecta; Hymenoptera; Apidae
Product: protein-L-isoaspartate O-methyltransferase domain-containing protein 1
Biological process (GO): protein modification process
Cellular component (GO): cytoplasm
Molecular function (GO): protein-L-isoaspartate (D-aspartate) O-methyltransferase activity
Source: RefSeq, a predicted model, not a curated record